CUGCAGGUUUAAUCACUAUUUGGUCCUGUGCACUCAACUGGUGGAGUGCUUCGGUUUCCACUUUACUAAGGUUGGAUUUAACCCAACCUAUUCUAUAGUUUUUUUGAAAAUAUUCGUUAUCCAAUUGUGUCAAAUUGGUGAUUUCAGGAGGAAGCUGUGCAGUAGAGGGAACCCAGGUGGACUUGGGAAUAAAGGGAAGGUGAACAGAGUCAGGUUUGUUAUUAUAAUAGACAGCCAAUUUCAAUUUCCUGUGAUAAUUUUGCAGGUCAAGUUUAGUCUGGUCUUUGAGACAUUUGUGGCUAGACCUGUGGAGGGAGGGAAUAAAAGUUAACCCUUUGUUUAGCAGCAUGCUCUGUGCUGCUGUCAGUCGAAAGGAUUCACAUAAGUUAACCACUGUGUUUAACCCUGCUUUGUUUUCACCACUUACAGGGAAAUGGUGUUUAAAAACUGGACCCAAUGUUGCAGCAUGCUUUCACCUGUUUGUCUGGUCCAGUGAAUGAAGUCACUCUCCACACGAAAGCUGCUUCUGGAGAGCUGAGGGAUGAAAAUAUAGUUAUCUUCAAUGUACAUGUUCAAACGCCUAAGAUUGUCCUGUUCUGCAGCUGGCAGAUGCCUGCUAAAAUCCAGCAGGACCACACAGAUCUGUGCUUUGGGGAAGGCUGUUUCAGCCAUUUUGAAUGCUCUGUCCAGCUGUGGGAUGGUCACUGUGUCCAGGUCUUUGGCCCGGUUGUUGAUGCCAAAGGAGAGCACCACUUUUUCCACCGACAUGGAAACUGGUGUUUUGGCCAAAAUGCUCUCAGCAUGUGCAAAUGUAGCCCCUGGGUAGCUGUCCACUUGGAUGUGUUUGUGGGAGAAAGCAGGGAUUUUGGAUAAGUUGGAGUCCCCUAAAAAGACCCAUGGUCUCCUUGGCUCCAGCUUCCAAACCGUGUCCUUGUUGGUGGUCUGGGCGUGCCUGAAGGGUCUGUUUUCAGGGCUGGUUGGAGCAGGUGGGGAUGAAGUGGCCAGGGGUGCAAAUGAGAGCGUACUCUGAACUGGGGGUCUGGAUGAGGAGCCCGUUCUCACGCCAACACUGUGUAGGGGGGUAGAUGAUGUGUUAUCUUCUGUGUUUUUUUGUUGCAGGUUUGGGAGCCUGCGUGGAGGCCUCUGCUGCAGUGGCGUGUCCAGGACCUGGAUCACCGGCGAGAGGGCAGCAGGCUGACCUGUCGUCCUGCUCGCUGCUUGGGCUGGAGGAGGAAGAGGAGGAGGAGGAGUGGGGGCUGGAGGCUCUGGGUCCCGUGGUGGAGGUGGUGGCCCCUCAGUUCCUUGUGGGGCCAAAGGUCGUGCUCUCACCACCGUCUCAGGUACAGUCUGGGUCUGUUGGGUCUCCUGGGGUUGCCCCAAAGGGCAGGUUUGAACAGUAGCCUCUACUCUAGCAUAAACUGUAUCUAGGAGUUCCUGGGACAAUUUUCUGCCAUAGUGGCUGCGUGACCAAGCAGCCGCUAUUUCAAAGUUCUUUUUCCAGUUGCCUGCCUGUAGUUGUUGCAAGAUCUGGAGGUUGUUAUCUAUAUUUUCUUUAUAAUGGCCUUCCAGUGUUGCUAGAGUCUCAUGUUCCCAGAUUUUUGCAUUACCCAUAAUAAUGUUCUCUGUUGUAGGGUUUGUGUCAGCUGGUUUGAUCGACUCAAUAAGGGUCUGGGUCAGCCUGGCUAUGGCAGGUUUGGACAAACCUCCCACCGUGCUGGUGUGUGUCCUGCCAGCCCUGGCGUUGUUGUGCCUGCUGUCCGCUCCGCUGAGGCUCCUGGCCGCUCCGCUGCGGCUGCUGCUGGGGCCGCUGCCAGCCCCGUUGAGCGGUCCCUCCGCGCGGGGCAUAAUUUUGCGUUCGGCGGUUCUGCUGACCACCAUUGUUCUGGCCCCUUCUCUGGAUUCCAGGAAGGCCAGGCUGGAGGUCAGGUGAGGUAAGUAUCAUUUAAAGGUUCCCA
Molecule: messenger RNA, 1955 nt
Organism: Perca fluviatilis (European perch)
Lineage: Eukaryota; Metazoa; Chordata; Actinopteri; Perciformes; Percidae
Exons: 4
Coding region: 1616-1930 (104 amino acids)
Source: RefSeq, a predicted model, not a curated record